Syzygium oleosum is the source of this 1211-nucleotide messenger RNA. RefSeq names its product trans-resveratrol di-O-methyltransferase-like. The record is from RefSeq and is a predicted model, not a curated record. Gene Ontology annotation, molecular function: protein dimerization activity; S-adenosylmethionine-dependent methyltransferase activity; O-methyltransferase activity. The coding region runs from base 25 to 1131 and encodes 368 amino acids. The transcript has 2 exons. Lineage: Eukaryota; Viridiplantae; Streptophyta; Magnoliopsida; Myrtales; Myrtaceae. Gene Ontology annotation, biological process: methylation.
CUCAUUAGCCAUUCCCCCAUAACAAUGGACUCGGUUGAUAAUGGAGUGACGAGGGAGAGCGAGAUCGUACAAGCCCAUGCUCACCUAUGGACCCAUGCUUUCAACUCCAUCUACUCCAUGUCCCUCAAAUGCGCCAUCGACCUUGGCAUCCCUGACGCCCUCCACCCCCACGGCCAUCCCAUGACCCUUCCCGAGCUCGCCGCCGCGCUGUCGGUCCCCGCCUCCAAGGCCGCCUUCCUGAGCCGACUCAUGGCGGUCCUUGCCCAAACCGGCUUCGUCUCUCAACGAAAGUCUGCUGCUAAAAAUGACCAGGAGCAGCUGGGGUUGACGUACUCUCUCACUCCCAUUUCACAAGCGAUCCGGAAAGGCGAGCCUGGUGACUUAUCGCCCAUGGUGUCCUUCAUCCUCGACCCCAUCAUACAAGGCCCAUUGCACUGCCUGGGUGAGUGGCUCAAGAGCGAGAGCCUGAGCCCCCGCACGCCCUUCGUCAUGAAGCACGGGAAGAGCCUGUGGGAGUACACGGCCCAGGAUGAGGGGCUGAACCGGAGCGUAAACGAAGCCAUGGCGAGUGAUGGGCCAGUGACCAUGAGGUUGAUGGUGGAGAAGCGUGGACGGCAGCUGUUUCAAGGGCUGAGGACGGUGGUCGAUGUCGGAGGGGGGAUCGGAGGGUUGGUGAGGGAGGCAGCAGAGGCGUUCCCGCAAGUGGAGUGGAUGGUGCUCGAUCUGCCGCACGUGGUGGCCGGCUUGGAGGGGACGAGGAACUUGAAGUUUGUGAGUGGCGACAUGUUUAAGGCUGUUCCUCCUGCGGACGCUGUUUUGCUCAAGUGCAUAUUACACGACUGGAGCGACGACGAGAGCACGAAGAUACUGAAGCAGUGUAAAGCAGCAGUCACGAGCAAUGGUAAGAAGGGAAAGGUGAUGAUAAUCGAUAUAGUGAUCGGAGAUGAGUCCAAGGAAGACGGAGCAUCCAUGGGGAUUAAGCUCUGCUUUGACAUGAUGAUGAUGGCGAUUGUCGCAGGCAAAGAGAGGAACGAGAAAGAAUGGGCCAAGCUCUUUCAGGAGGCUGGUUUCACUGAGUACAGAAUCACUCCUUUGGAGGGUUUUAGAUCUCUCAUUGAGGUUUAUCCUUAAUGAUUGAGAUUAAUUAAAGUAAUUGGUGCCCUGGACAUCAAGGAUUGUCUGAUUAAUGUGGUUGCAAUUUGUUUUUUUGG